AUGCAUACUGCCUUGGAGACCGAAAGGUCGACGCCCCAACGUCCUCUGUCGACAUUGUCUGAUCAUACCACACAGAUAGAUGCCACCAGCCUUCCCAAGGGGUCUCACAACCCCUCCUCGACAUCGUUUCAAAUAGAAGCCGAAAAGGCAAGCGAUCCAGGUGUAGAGAACGCUGUACCCAACCAAGACGAAGAUGGAACAGAAUACCCAAGCAAAUUUGCCCUGUCCUUUAUUGUUGUGGCUCUUAUCCUUUCCAUCUUUCUCAUCGCCUUGGACAUGACUAUUGUUGCUACCGCAAUCCCCACCAUCACUGCCCAGUUCAAAUCGUUAGAUCAAGUGGGCUGGUACGGAUCGGCGUUUUUCCUCACUGUGGCUUCGUUCCAAUCUACAUGGGGGAAGGCGUUCAAGUAUUUCCCACUAAAGACGGUGUUUAUGCUUGCCAUAUUUGUCUUCGAAGUUGGUUCCUUGAUUUGUGCUGUCGCGAAUAACAGCACUACCUUGAUUGUUGGUCGAGCUAUAGCUGGCGCCGGCGCUUCGGGUCUUACUGGUGGUGUCUACACGAUCAUCGGGUUUUCGGUUCCACCUCAGCAACGACCCGCAUUCACAGGUAUCCUAGGAGCAACGUAUGGUGUGGCCAGUGCAAUUGGCCCACUCCUUGGUGGUGUAUUUACCGAUAAGGUAUCAUGGAGAUGGUGCUUUUACAUUAACCUCCCAGUAGGGGGCAUUAGCGCGGCCAUUAUUUUGUUUUUCUUCACGGCCCCGCCCGCUUCCAGACCGGUUAAGGCUCCCCUUCGCGAGAAGCUCUUGCAGAUGGACCUGGCUGGAACGUUCACAAUUAUGGCAGCUGUAGUCAGCUUCCUCCUGGCCAUGCAGUGGGGAGGAACCACCAAGAAGUGGUCUGACUCAACUGUUAUCGGUACACUCGUUGUUUUCGGUCUGCUGGUCAUUGUUUUUAUUGCAAAUGAAUGGUGGAUGGGCGACCGAGCACUUCUACCACCUCGACUGUUCAAGACUUGGAACAUCAGUAUCAGCUCCAUCUACAUCUUCUUCUUCGCCGGCCCAUUCUUCGUCCUGAUCUACUACCUCCCCAUAUACUUCCAGGCAAUCAAACAUACUUCGGCUUCGGACUCCGGGAUUCGGAACCUGCCUUUCGUUCUGGCAGUCAGUAUCUUCUCGACUAUCUCUGGAGGCUUAAUUGCUACCUUCGGUCACUUUAGCUACCUUAUGGUCUUUGGAUCUGUUGUUCUCACUAUUGGCUCUGGGCUAGUCUAUACCUUUGGCAUCGACACACCAGCGGGUACCUGGAUUGGAUAUCAGAUCCUUGCCGGUAUUGGAGGAGGUGUCGCCCUCCAGAUUCCAGUCAUCGUUAGCCAAGCUCUGGCGAACCCUGAAGAUCUCUCCAGUGCAACCGCAAUGAUUCUUUUUAUACAGACCAUGGGGGCCGCCAUCUGGGUAUCUGCCGCCCAAACCGCAUUCGUCAAUAAAAUCCUUAAUAGAUUGCCUCAAGUGGCACCUAAGGUGAACCCAGCUCUAGUGAUCAAAACCGGAGCCUCAGAGUUACAUAAAGUAUUCUCCGGGAAGGACCUGGAGGGAGUUCUCGUCGCAUACGGAGAUGGCUUGAAGGUCACCUUUAUUGUUUGUAUAGCACUUGCAGGAGCCUCCGUUUUUGUUUCAGCCCUCAUCAAACCGAUCAACCUAAAUAAGCUGCAGAACAAGAAUGCUGCCAUUGGACAUGCUUGA
Molecule: messenger RNA, 1740 nt
Organism: Microsporum canis CBS 113480
Lineage: Eukaryota; Fungi; Ascomycota; Eurotiomycetes; Onygenales; Arthrodermataceae
Product: MFS gliotoxin efflux transporter GliA
Exons: 1
Coding region: 1-1740 (579 amino acids)
Biological process (GO): transmembrane transport
Molecular function (GO): transmembrane transporter activity
Source: RefSeq, a predicted model, not a curated record